AGUGGAACGCAGGACAGCCAGUGGUUACCUCAGUGACACGGAGAAGGGCAGAGCGACUGCGAGGGAAACUGCUACUUGGGAUCGGUAAUAUACAAAGAUUUUACUCAGUGGAUUAUCAUCGUUAUCAGGAUUUCAGCCAGAAUGAAACUGGUUCACAUAGCCCUCCUCUAUCUCGGGUCCGUGACCUUCCUUGGGGUGGAUGCUGCAAGGCUAGACGUCGCUUCAGAAUUCAAAAGAAAAUGGACCAAAUGGGCACUGAGCCGGGCCAAGCGCGACGCCAUACCCCCCAGCACGUUCAGCGGGCAAGUGGCAGCUGCGGACGUGCAGCCUCUCAUACGGUCACAGGACGUGAAGGAGGAUCCCCGAGUCUCGCAUCCCAGCGCCCCAGAGGAUGCCCGCAUCCGCGUGAAGCGCUACCGCCAGAGCAUGAACAGCUUCCCCCACUUCCAGGCCAUGAGGAUGGGCUGCAGGUUCGGGACCUGCACGAUUCAGCAGCUGGCCCACCAGAUCUACCAGCUGACGGACAAGGACAAGGACGGCGCCGCCCCCGUGAGCAAGAUCAGCCCCCUGGGAUACGGCCGCAGGCGGCGCUCGGUGCCAGCCCCUAGCCGGACGCAGUCCCCGUGGCUCGCCCUGCGCCCCAGCCGCCGGGACAGCAGGAGCGCCGCAGCCCCAGGCCAGCCGGGCCGGCUGCAGGCGCAGCUCCGCGCCCCCUCUCUCAGGAGGACUUAGAGCUGCAGCGGAGCAGCCAAGCACCGUGCUGGCGCCACCUCGGAUGGUGGAUUUCCCCGGCGCUUCAGCAUCAGGGAGCCCGUGGGGCAGGGCAGCCUCGGAGACGGAGCUGGGAAGCAGGGCGCGCACCCGGCAUGGCCUUGGACUGGACACCCAGACUUGGGGCUACAGCAGCUGCCGGGCCCCGGAGGCGCUCGGCACCAGCCGGGCCGGGCCCGCCAGCGGCGCGGCGCCCCUAGGAAGGGGCUGGAGCGCGCGAGGGGAGAGCGCACAGCUGGCUCCCUUCUCUCUGGUGCCACAUCACACGGGGCUGUUAAGCGAAGUCGUGUGAACCCUGGAUCUCGGACAUACGGGGACUUAUUCCGCCUGCCCUGCCUCUGGGCUGGGGGGAAGCACCCUCUGCAUUGUCUGCACCCGGCAGGGAAUCGGACACUCACUAGUCCCUGCGGGGGACUGCCUUAUACUUGAAUGUAAUAGAGAGAGGAAAAGUGCAAUUGUACGUGGUUUAAUUAUAAGUGCUGUGUGUGUAUAAUAAGAUAAAUAUCAAUAUUUAAGAUGUUACUGUUUCCCGUCCCUUUUGCAUCUUUGAAAAGAGUUAUUUUUAUACGUUAUCUAUUUUUGCAUAAGGGCAUUUAAAAAGCAUUGUAUUCCCUCUAUUUUUCAUAGCGUGAAUGUAAAAUCUUGGUGUUUAACUUUCUCUGAGUCUUUUAUCUUGCAUUCUGGACUGGUGACAGAUGCAGAGAAUGUAUCCGCUAUUCUCCAUGGGUAACGUGUGACAUAAAAUAAACACUAUUACAUAAAA
This is a messenger RNA of Chelonia mydas (Green sea turtle), 1534 nucleotides long. It is a transcript of the gene ADM, whose product is annotated as adrenomedullin. Gene Ontology annotation, cellular component: extracellular region. NCBI's taxonomy places the organism in Eukaryota, Metazoa, Chordata, Testudines, Cheloniidae. The record is from RefSeq and is a predicted model, not a curated record. Bases 142 to 732 code for a protein of 196 amino acids. Gene Ontology annotation, biological process: regulation of systemic arterial blood pressure; positive regulation of heart rate; adenylate cyclase-activating G protein-coupled receptor signaling pathway. The transcript is spliced from 4 exons. Gene Ontology annotation, molecular function: adrenomedullin receptor binding; hormone activity.